UCGGAUCGGAUAUGAUUUCCCUGAUUUGAAGAAAAGUUUGAUUGGCCAGAUCAAGUGAAUAAUCUAAAUGAGAAGUGAAAUAUUGUGCUCUUGAUCUUGCUACCAUUGUAUCGUGGUAGCUAGCAGUUUUCUUGCUUGCAGCCCAUGUUUUGGUCGCUUCUGUCACUGAUAAUUGAUAUAAUUGCUGCUUACUAAUAAUCGGAAGCCAUGGGAGACGAUGUGCAAGAGAAAGUUCGAAAAUACGAAGAAUUUUUGAACGAACGUCUGAAACGAGACCUUCAGAAAGUAUUGGCUGCCCGUGAAGCCGUGUAUGCAGACAUAGCCGACUACCUGCUGCUCAAAUCAACGAUUGAACAACUGAAGGUCGCAGAGCUGCCCAAAGGAGAGCUACGUACGAAGGUCGAUCUGGGAUGUAACUUCUACGUGCAAGCAAAAGUGCCAGAUCCGAAGAAGGUAUGCGUCGCAGUGGGCUUUGGCUUCUUCGUGGAAUGCAGUCUAGAUGAAGCCCUUGGCAUCAUCGAGAAGCGAGUAGCGCUGCUUAACAAGAAAAGUGAACAGUUGACCGAGGAUUCGUCAAAGAUCAAGGCGAAUAUUCGUGUUGUUCUAGAGGGACUUGGUGAGCUGCAGUUUGGACAAGGCAGUGCCACAUCCAACGUAGCAACAGAUGCAUAGCGACUAGCAAUCUUGCAUCAAGGCGCCAUGAACAGCGUUGCCUCUGCAGUAAUUGUACAGCAGAUGGUGAACAAAUGUCCCUUCCAAGUACAAGUGCGCCGUCGCCUCGAGAUCAGUGCCACACCGUCGCCAUGCCGACCAGCUCAGCUCCACCGAUACUGAUAGUCGGCAACACGUGGCUAGCAUACCAGCAGAUACAAGUGCAAGUUCCCUUCUAGCCUCCACGGCAUCAUGCAGCCGGCCACAGUCUUCCCAUGCAACACGCACAGUCACUGACACGUCUGGUACGGUGUUUCAGGGAAUGAUUUUUACAAGAGGCAAACUAGAAUGGGAACCAGCGAAGUGGCAGAAUAAUAAGACUUCACUUUGAGUACGCUCAGAGAGGCGUGAUUCAAAGAAUUGUAAAGGCAGGAGAAACUAAGCAAUCGAGAGUGCACAGACAUGACUCAUUACAGGAAAAACCAGACGCAAGCUGCUGCUCGCGUGACAACCUACUGCUAAUAUCUGUGUACGCUGCUGCUCGCAUGGCAACCUACUGCUAAUUGUGUACAACGAGUACUAUUGGACAAAAUUCUAGAGCAAAAGACUAAGCUUUCUGUAGACAAUAGAAUUGGCCUGAGUGUGGGGAGUGUGUAUUUGAUGAUGAUCAUGAUGCUGCUGCUGCUGAAAUCUUGAUUAUAUAUUGUGGCCGCUAGACGCGAGGUCAUUCUUUCAUAAUCAUAUGAUGCUGCUCUCUGGUAUGUCGGCAUAUUGCUAACCGGCUAUGUUUGGCAGAAAGCGCUUUUCCAGUACUCGUACUCUUUGAACAUGCAAAAGAACUACAUGUAGAAGACGGGAGCAAGUGCUGUGCUCUUGAA
Messenger RNA from Sycon ciliatum, 1529 nucleotides. RefSeq names its product protein UXT homolog. Lineage: Eukaryota; Metazoa; Porifera; Calcarea; Leucosolenida; Sycettidae. The coding region runs from base 208 to 672 and encodes 154 amino acids. Gene Ontology annotation, molecular function: transcription corepressor activity. The transcript has 6 exons. The record is from RefSeq and is a predicted model, not a curated record. Gene Ontology annotation, biological process: negative regulation of transcription by RNA polymerase II.